AUGAUGAGGAAAGGACGUACAUUGCGAGAACGAUAUGGAGACUUACUCGACCAAAAUGUCAAGCAAGAGGACGUCUAUGUGCUCUCCAGCAGCGUUCCACGUACUAUUGAAUCCGUGCAGUGUCUGCUUCGAGGGUUCUUUCAUGACAGUGGUGAUAACGAACAGAGGUAUACGAUCCCACAGUUUUACGUGCACACGUACGAGCAUAACGUACUAGCGCCCAUGCAUCCACAGCAAGUGUUUAACGAGAUCGAGCUCAUUGUUCACGAUGACGUGCUGAAUCUACGCAGUCAAGAGGAGCAAGAUGCGACAAAGAAGUUGGCGUUGCAUCUACGAGAGUGUCUAGGAAUACCUGAUGAUCAACUGUUGUCUUGGACGGCGUUGCGAGACACGCUGACUUGCCGUCAAGCACAUGGCUGGCCAUUCCCGGAAGGUGUCGACCGCAAGAUUUUUAAGCAGAUUGAGGCCUAUGAUACGUGGCUUUGGCAACGUCUCUAUCAUCGCAAAGAUUUUUGCUACGGCGCGUUCAAGGAUGGAGUCAAGGAAGUGUACAGCUUUGUAAAGGCAGUAGUGGAGAAGAAACACACUGCCAAGUUGUCCUUCUUCUCGGCGCAUGAUAACUCCAUUGUGGCGCUUGUGGGCGCUCUGCAGAUUGAAGUGGGCUCGCAGCUGCCUAAGUAUGGUACCACAUUGGCGUUCGAAGUGUAUGAGGACGAGACGACCGGUAAUUAUUUCAUUACACCACGUUACGAGAACGAGGUCGUGAGUUUUGCAGGACAUACGCACGAUCCGCUUUGCCCAUUCUCACACUUCGAGUCGCUAGCCCUCGAUUUCCUACAUCCCAAGGAAACACUGAGCAUCGAGGCACGGUAA
This is a messenger RNA of Peronospora farinosa, 873 nucleotides long. The record is from the annotation of a GenBank genome assembly. NCBI's taxonomy places the organism in Eukaryota, Oomycota, Peronosporomycetes, Peronosporales, Peronosporaceae.